Molecule: messenger RNA, 1015 nt
Organism: Acaromyces ingoldii
Lineage: Eukaryota; Fungi; Basidiomycota; Exobasidiomycetes; Exobasidiales; Cryptobasidiaceae
Exons: 3
Coding region: 53-898 (281 amino acids)
Source: RefSeq, a predicted model, not a curated record
CGAUCACCACCACCACCUCCACCGACAUCGUUCGCUUUGUUAGAACAUAGCCAUGGCGCCAGAGCCUAAGAAGCUUCACUCGGGCCCAGCUCGGCGAGCCACGCUGCUGGAGCGAUUGACAAGCCUCUUCCAGCCCAUCCUCAUGUAUACCGUCGUUUUCACCAACGGCUUCAUUCCUGCCCUCAUUUCGCAACUUCACAACCUCUUCAAUCCCUCCAAGCUGCCCCUCGUCUUUAGCCCCUCGGCGUGGCGCGAUGCGAUCCUCAAGGACGGGAUGCCCGUCAUCCUCCGGGAGGGCGACAAGCUCGCCAAGGACUACAAGCAGCACAUUGUUGGUCGGUAUGCGUCGGGAAAGGUGUUUGAGCUCGGCGCAGGCUCGGGAGAGACGCUGCAGUACUACGACGUCAACAAGAUCUCGAGCCUGUAUCUCAUCGAACCCUUCGAGGAGCUCCUGCCCUCGCUCUUUGCCUCGAUCAAGUCCCGCGGCCCGGGCUUUGAGAGCAAGACAAAGGUGGUGCCCGUCUACGUCGAGAACCGUGGCGCUCUGUCCGACAUGGGCGUCCAGCAGGGCACCUUUGACACCGUCGUCCUCGUCCAGGUGCUCUGCAGCAUCAGGGACCCAGGCGCUCAUCUCGCGUACCUCCAGUCGUUGUUGAAGCCCGGUGGACAGCUGCUCAUCUUCGAACACGUAGCCUCAAAGAACAGCCUUACGCUCCUUUUCCAGCGCUUGAUCAACCCCGUUUGGUCCUAUCUCGCCAGAGGCUGUCGCUUGGACCGGCACUCUGCCGAUGUCAUCCUCCAACUUGGUGGAUGGAGCCACUCGGAGAUCCUGCGCCCAGAGGAGGAGCACGACGGGGCCCUCUUCCCACGUGCGGCCGCCCGCUUCGUCAAAGCUUGACCUGGCUUGCUACUUCACACCAUGAAGAGAUUGAAUCAUGCUAUCAGGGAUGCGAUGGAUUGAAAGGUUCUACUCCCUUCUGCAUACAAUACAAAUUUUGCGUUUCAAAGGUCUUCC